Molecule: messenger RNA, 2347 nt
Organism: Gossypium raimondii (Peruvian cotton)
Lineage: Eukaryota; Viridiplantae; Streptophyta; Magnoliopsida; Malvales; Malvaceae
Product: DEAD-box ATP-dependent RNA helicase 50
Exons: 8
Coding region: 223-2025 (600 amino acids)
Molecular function (GO): nucleic acid binding; RNA helicase activity; ATP binding
Source: RefSeq, a predicted model, not a curated record
UAUGAUAUAUGUAUAUCGGGGAGAAGCGGAAAGAUAAUUCCAAAAAUUGUUCAACAGAUCUGAUAAGGCUAAAUUGAAAUAAUAGGAAGGAUAAAUUUAUUUAUUUAUUUUUCUUUUUGAAGUAGCUGACAUGCUAAUUAUCUAUCUAGAUUGAUUGUUGAUUUUUGCCAUAAAAAUAAAUCACAGCUUAGGAAGAGGAAUCAGGAGCAAAGUUGCAGGGAAAUGUCGGCGAAUGGUUGUUUUCCAAAUAUUAUUACAGCAACUGCUCCAUUAUUGGGAUGGCAUCGUAACCAUACGGUGACGUCCCUGGAAGCACCGGCUAAUUACUGCCAGUUCCACCUGCGUUGCUUCAUUCGUUGUGCCGCUUCGACUCACCCCGUUACUGACCACCUAUUACUAUCUCAUUCUGAUUCUGAUUCUGGCUCUGAUUGGAGCCUCUCACCUAGUCCUAAUACUAACCCUAACCCUAACCCUAAUUCAGCAGCAACCAACAAAAACUGUUCUGCAGACUCAGGUUCAAAGGGAUUGACGGCGGGUUUCACGAGACUUAAAGCAAAAAGAGUAAAAGCCCUUGUCAAGAGGAUAAAACAAGAAGAAAUAAGCAUUGGUGAUGAUAAUAAUGAUGAUAAUAGAGGAGUUUCAGAGGGAGGUAGUUACCCCAAAAAUGCUGAACUAGAGGGUUCAUUUGCAAUUUCUCACUUUCGAGGUUGGGCUGAUGGGGGAUCCAUCAGUAAGCCUAAAUUGAACUCACCUCACCUUCCAAAGAAACAUCUUACUCUAUCUACUGGUGCUGGGAGUGACUUUUUUAGUCGAAAAACCUUUGCCAAUUUGGGUUGCAGUGAAUACAUGAUUAAAUCUUUAAAACAACAGCUUUUCCUGCGCCCUUCACAUAUUCAGGCAAAGGCUUUUGGACCUGUUAUUGAGGGACAGAGCUGUAUUAUAGCUGAUCAAAGUGGCUCAGGGAAGACAUUAGCAUACCUUGCACCCUUGGUCCAGCGUCUUAGGGAAGAAGAACUCCAAGGAGUCAGCAAGUCAUCCUCUGGUAGCCCUCGUGCAGUUAUAAUUGUACCAACGGCUGAAUUGGCAUCUCAGGUCUUGAAUAAUUGUCGGUCAUUGUCAAAAUUUGGGGUUCCGUUCAGAUCUAUGGUCGUGACAGGUGGUUUUCGACAAAAAACUCAAUUGGAAAAUCUAGAGCAAAGUGUUGAUGUUUUAAUAGCAACACCAGGUCGUUUCAUGUUCCUAAUUAAAGAAGGCUUCUUGCAGUUAGCAAAUCUUAGGAGUGUGGUUUUUGAUGAAGUGGAUAUACUUUUUAAUGACGAGGAUUUUAAGGUUGCAUUGCAAAGUUUGAUAGACUCUUCACCUGUUAUAACACAAUAUCUAUUCGUCACUGCAACUUUGCCCGUAGAAAUAUACAACAGGCUGAUUGAAGUUUUUCCUGAUACUAAAGUGAUAAUGGGACCUGGCAUGCAUCAUAUAAGCUCUGGUCUUGAGGAGGUUCUUGUGGAUUGCAGUGGAGAAGGGACUUUAAAAACUCCUGAUACAGCUUUCCUUAAUAAGAAGACUGCCCUUCUGAAGCUUGUGGAAGAAAGCCCAGUUUCCAAAACAAUUGUUUUCUGCAACAAGAUUGAAACAUGCAGAAAAGUUGAGAAUGUACUAAAACGUUUUGAUAGGAAAGGAACUCAUGUGCGAAUCCUACCUUUUCAUGCUGCUCUGGCACAAGAAACACGGCUUAUAAACUUGAAGGAAUUUACUCAUUCUCAACCUGGAGGAGAUUCUUUGAUUUUGGUUUGCACUGAUAGAGCAUCGCGUGGAAUAGACUUUGCUGGUGUGGAUCAUGUUGUACUUUUCGACUUCCCUCGUGAUCCUAGUGAAUAUGUGCGCCGUGUUGGACGAACUGCCAGAGGAGCUGGGGGAAAGGGUAAGGCAUUCAUUUUUGUUGUUGGCAAACAAGUUCCUCUUGCACGGAAGAUCAUUGAAAGAAACCAAAAGGGUCAUCCAUUACAUGAGGUGCCAGCUGCCUUUUGAAAUGAUGAAAUGAGUUGGGGUUAAUACGGUUGGAUUGUUCAGUGGGUGCUUGGCAUUUCCGUGCUAAAUUUACAUCAGCUUAGGGUUUAGUUCGGGAAGAAUUUUCCUUUUCCUAAUAGUAAGGGGUUAGGACCAUGGGGCUUGGUUUUCCUUUUCUCCCCCUAUAUUGUUAUUUCUAUUAUUAUACCUAACAAGUGAAGGGGAUUGUUAUUAGACCUCGUUGAGGACAAUUUACAGUUUAUAUAUAUACACGUGUAUUGCUCUUGAAGGAUACACUGUACAUGUUAUAUCUUAGUAGAAUAAAACAUUUAAAUUGGCAUAA